AUGUCUUCAGAAUCCUCAAUCUCGUACGCUGCAUUGAUCUUAGCUGACGCUGAGCAAGAAAUCACUUCAGACAAAUUGCAAGCCAUCACCAAGGCUGCCGGAGCUCAAGUUGACUCCAUUUGGGCCGAUGUUUUCGCCAAGGCUUUGGAAGGUAAGAACUUGAAGGAAUUGUUGUUCUCUUUCGCUGCCUCUGCUCCAGCUGGUGGUGCUGCCACCGCUGGUGGUGCUUCCGCUGCCGCUGGUGAUGACGCUGGUGCUGCCCCAGCUGAAGAAGAAAAGGAAGAAUCUGAUGACGAUAUGGGAUUCGGUUUAUUCGAUUAA
This is a messenger RNA of Lodderomyces theae, 321 nucleotides long. It is a transcript of the gene RPP1B, whose product is annotated as ribosomal protein P1 beta. The transcript has a single exon. Gene Ontology annotation, cellular component: ribosome; cytosolic large ribosomal subunit. Gene Ontology annotation, molecular function: protein kinase activator activity; ribonucleoprotein complex binding; structural constituent of ribosome. The record is from RefSeq and is a predicted model, not a curated record. Lineage: Eukaryota; Fungi; Ascomycota; Pichiomycetes; Serinales; Debaryomycetaceae. Gene Ontology annotation, biological process: translational elongation; cytoplasmic translation. Bases 1 to 321 code for a protein of 106 amino acids.